AUGCCUCAUAUUGAAACCUGGACACACUUUGGUAUAUUCUUCAUCCUAUCAUGCACCAAAUUGGUAUUAGUCCAGGGAUUUUUUUCAACAAAUGGGAUAGGAAAAGAUCUCACAGGAUCUUCAAACAUAGGUGAAUCAAGCUGCUUUGAUAACUAUGCAGGAGAAUUGUCAACAGAUGAUUUUCCAAUAUCAGACUUUGAAAUUCAUGAUAAUUGUGGCUUGACUCAUAAUGUUGUAACUGAAGGCAUUCAAGUUAAUCAGGAUGAUGAUGCAAUGCCUCCAACAAAGAAGUCCCGUAAAUCUAGAGCUGAACACACAGAUAUUUACAGAAAUCAGCCAAGAUUAAAAAUGGAUACAGCAGCCGAGUCGCAAUUGAAUCCAUUCAUGAUACAACUUGAUCAAUUCUUGAAAAGCAAGAAGAGAGAUAGGCAAAAGGCAUCAGCUGAUGGAAGUUAUUUGGGAAGGAGAAUCCAGUUUCUGACCCAUGAGUUCCUGUUGAUGUUAGUAAAGGCCCAUUGGACUUAUGAUUCAAACCCACAUGAAAUUCAUUCAACACUAGUAGAAGGAUUUGGAUGGUUAUUAGAUAUAUGGAGAACCGUUCCAGUUGAAUCACUCAAACUUAGAUAUUUACCCAAAGUAAUUGAGAAUAAAGGAGCUUACUCUCCUGAUACUAUUGAAUUUGCUAUUUCUGUUAUGCUUGGAAAUCAGCAGUUAUUCAACAACAGCCAAUGUAGAUUUAUUUCUUAUGCAGUCCUCAGUUGGAUGAAGAAAUUCAGAUCAAAUUGGUUUGAGUGUUUUAUUGAAGCUUCUGGAAGACAAUUUGAGAGAAUUCCAGAAUAUAAAAAAUCCCGCACCCAUACCAAUGUAUUUCGUUGUCUGAUCCACACAGCAAUUUCUGCCUUAGAUGAAAGCAAUACUCAGGAGAUACCAAACCCAAACAAGAUACUAGAAGAUCAUCAAACUAUUCUACCUCAAUUUCAUACCACAAACACUUAUUAUACUCAACAUCUACCUUGCUCCCCUGAUAUAUUGCCUCAUGGGGACAUGAUGGAAAAAGGGUUCACAGGGUCUUCAAACACGGGUAAAUCAAGCUGUGUUCAUAAAUAUUCAGGAGCCUUGUCAAUGGAUGAUUUCCCAAUAUCAGCCUUUGAAAUACAUGAUUGCUUGCUGAAAACAGGGAGUGGAUUUGAUUGGGCAGGGCACACCCCAGGAAGUGUUGAUUUUAGCAGCCAGGAUGAGACAUUGCAAUGGCCUCUGAAUUCUCAGUGA
This is a messenger RNA of Melampsora larici-populina 98AG31, 1269 nucleotides long. RefSeq lists its product as uncharacterized. Lineage: Eukaryota; Fungi; Basidiomycota; Pucciniomycetes; Pucciniales; Melampsoraceae. The coding region runs from base 1 to 1269 and encodes 422 amino acids. The record is from RefSeq and is a predicted model, not a curated record. The transcript is spliced from 2 exons.